CGACAUUCUGCAAUCUGAUAACCAUUCCACCCCUCUUUUACUUUCUCGUCCAGCGUUGAACCACACCCCAGAUCACCACAAUGCCCCACGCCGACUCGUCCUACUUUGGCGCCAACGCCUCCAAAUCCGACAUCUACACCCAAGUGCUCGAGCAAGCGCAGGGUCUUGUAUACGGACAGCGCAACUGGGUCAGCAACUUCUCCAACGUCGCCUCCCUGCUGUGGCACGCCUACGCCACCCUCCCCAGCCCCUCCUCCUCCGUCAACUGGGCCGGCUUCUACAUCCGCCAGGACAAGUUCCCCAAUGCCCAGCCCACCGACGCCCAGAAGCAGGUGCUCUGGCUGGGGCCUUUCCAGGGCCGGCCGGCGUGUCAGGAGAUUCGGUUCGGCAGGGGCGUGUGCGGCACGGCGGCUGAGAAGCGCGAGACGGUCCUUGUGGGUGAUGUGUUGAGCUUCCCGGGCCAUAUUGCCUGCGAUGCGAGCUCGAGGAGUGAGAUUGUCGUGCCGAUUUUGGUGGGUGGGGAGACGGUUGCGAUUAUUGAUGUUGACUGUACCGAGCCCGAUGGGUUUGAUGAGGUUGAUCGUAAGUAUUUGGAGGAGUUGGCCCGGCUUUUGGCGGAGGCUUGUGAUUGGUAGGGGUUGUUCUGUUGCGCAUAGAUUGGGAUUAGAUUGUCGGUAGCUGUAUAUUGAUUUCGAUGGAUUUGGUUAUGGUGUUAGAUGUAAUGAAUAGUAUUAAUGGACGUGGUGCGUGGAGUUGUUCGACUGGGGUGGAAAUAUAGGGUAGAGGUAUGAAUGGUAAGGAUGGCGCACUCUACGUCUUACGCUGCAGAAUAUGCCAAUCGCCGAAUAAGAUCCGUUGAUCUAAGAGCUGUCUAUCAUAUGUAGAUUACUGU
Aspergillus pseudonomiae is the source of this 892-nucleotide messenger RNA. RefSeq names its product GAF domain-containing protein. Gene Ontology annotation, cellular component: cytosol. The record is from RefSeq and is a predicted model, not a curated record. Gene Ontology annotation, molecular function: L-methionine (R)-S-oxide reductase activity; protein binding. The transcript is spliced from 5 exons. Lineage: Eukaryota; Fungi; Ascomycota; Eurotiomycetes; Eurotiales; Aspergillaceae. Bases 81 to 635 code for a protein of 184 amino acids.